This is a messenger RNA of Zerene cesonia (dogface butterfly), 3643 nucleotides long. It is a transcript of the gene Ric, whose product is annotated as GTP-binding protein Rit2. Bases 267 to 926 code for a protein of 219 amino acids. Gene Ontology annotation, molecular function: GTP binding; calmodulin binding; GDP binding. Gene Ontology annotation, biological process: Ras protein signal transduction. The record is from RefSeq and is a predicted model, not a curated record. Gene Ontology annotation, cellular component: plasma membrane. NCBI's taxonomy places the organism in Eukaryota, Metazoa, Arthropoda, Insecta, Lepidoptera, Pieridae. The transcript is spliced from 5 exons.
UCGAAAUGUCAAUUGUCAAUCGUGAUCGCUUUCAAUCAGCUGUCGAUUUAUAUUUGCGACAGAUUUUUGCCAUACAUUUAAUUAAUAAAUAAUCAAUAAAAUGUGUAAUAAAUGGAGUGUCAUUUGAGUGAUUUAUCAUUAACGUGAGCAAGGUGGUGGUUUUGGGGGGUGGUCUCUGCGGAUGGCGGGUGAGGAGUUCAAGUGUUGCGAGUGACCGCGGCGGGCGCGGCUCGGCGGGCCCUCCGAGCACGCAGGCAUGCGGCGAUAUGACGGAGGCUGCGGGCACGUCGCGAGGCCUUCGUGUCUACAAGAUCGUGGUGCUGGGCGACGGUGGAGUGGGCAAAUCCGCGGUUACUCUCCAGUUUGUUAGUCACAGCUUCUUGGAUUAUCACGACCCGACGAUAGAAGACUCAUACCAACAGCAAGCAGUAAUUGAUGGUGAACCAGCUUUGUUAGAUAUACUUGAUACCGCAGGACAAGUGGAGUUCACAGCAAUGCGGGAGCAGUACAUGCGAUGUGGAGAGGGGUUCAUGCUGUGUUAUUCUGUGACUGACAGACGCUCAUUUCGAGCUGCUUCAGAGUAUAAACGUUUACUCGCUCAGGCUAGACCUUCAGAGACACUUCCCCUAGUUCUGGUUGGAAAUAAGUUGGACUUGGCACCAAGGUUUAGACAGGUAACAACUGAAGAAGGUAAGGCACUGGCAACACAACUUGGAUGUCCAUUCUUUGAAACGUCGGCUGCAUUACGUCAUUUUGUCGAUGACGCCUUUCACGCGCUAGUUAGAGAAGUCCGCCGUCUUGAGAGACAGAGACAGUCAUCUCUUGUGGGAACGGGCAUCUCGACUGGCGGUGGUCGGCGACGUUGGCGACGGUUGCGCAGUAUAUUCGCACUCGUGUUCCGACGCAGACGACGUCACACCCCUUGACCGGUCCGGCCACGACUGACGUGAGCUCUAGACUUUAUGAUAACGUUCAACAAAUAAAUCGUUUGAAUUUUAAAAUAAGAACACGUUUUGACGUUCCAGAAUUGACAUUGGCUUAACUUGCUAUAAUUUUGCAUCUAUGACUGAAAAAUGUCGGAAUUAUUAAUACCGAAUUAUAUUUUCGUAAUGACAACAUUAUUAAGCUUAAUAUUUGGAAAAUUGGGUAAAUAUAACAACAAUAUUUUAAUUGUAACCGAUAUAUAAGCAUAAUGUCACAGUAAAGAAAAAAAAAAUCAUUCUCUUGUAUAAAAAAUACAAUUACAUUCAAGUGUUUCAGAAAUUUUUAUUCCUAAACACAUAAUCCUAUUUAUACUCUAUUACAAUGGGUUUAAGUCUAAGAUGCCUAAAACCAUCCUUUCGUCUAUUAUCCUGUUUAUAACAGACCAUAAAUACUACAUUAGUUAAUGUAUACCUUUCACUACCUCAUAUUUAUGCUUUCUACUAAUUUGUGUUCCAUAGCUAGUUUAAGUAUUGUGUACUGUAGUUAUUUUAUCUAAUUGAUAUAAAAUAAUAUUUUUUCUAGUUCAUUUAGGCCUAGUGCUACUUUUGUAUUGCCAGCUUAAAUAUUGCGCCGAUUUUAGGUGAACAAUAACUAUUUAUAAUUGACUUUUUAUACCACAUGACUCAUGAGUACUGCACAAAUUUUUAAGUAAUAAAGACUUAAUAUAGAAUAUUACUUUUCGCUCGCACCAAUCGUUCAAAUUGAUUGAUUAAAUAUACUCGCGCUAGGGCCAUAAGUUGUUAACAUUACACCUCCAUUGAGUGCGGCCAAUUGCAAUAAAACAAUUUUACUGCAUUAUGCAAACUUAAAUGUUGUUUAAUAUGAUAUUAUGAGUCCAUGUUAGGUAUAACCCUAACACAUAGUCUUCCGUCAAUCCGAGCAAGCAAUAAUGAAAAGUACACUGUAAAUUAGAUGUUUUGACGAUAUUGGUCAAUAUGUAUAGAACAUAAGACAAAUGGUUCAUUCUAAUAGAAUAUCGAAUUAAUGUUUAAGUUAUUUGCGAGAGCUACAUUAAAAUUUGAGUUUAAUUUCAAUUUGUUGGAUAACGUGUGAAUAAUAUUGUCAUAAAAUAAUUUUAGUAACUAGUACGUUCAUAAUAGUGAUAUAAAUUGACCCCUAGCCGAAAUCCUAGGCAUCACUAGGUGUUAGAGUAAAUCGCGACUCGUAUUCGAUUGCGUAUUUGAUAGUUUUAAUCAACAUAACGAUUGGAAUUGAAUAAAUUAGAACAUUGAAUAGUGGGAUUUUGUAAUCCGCCCAGUAGUAUCCGAUGUUAGAGUAUUUAUGUGUUUGAAUAACAUAGUGUGAUCAUAAUUGAAGCCCCAUUUACUAGUUAAAGUGCGUUUAUAUUUUGAUGUAAAUUUUAUUUAUCGUAGUCAGUAAUGUAACAUCUAUAUUAUAUUCCUCGUAGUGUUGCCAUUUCAUUAGGGUUUUAUGAAUUUUACCUUAAAGUACAAUUUAAGUGAGAUCAAACGAGCUCCUCGUAAUCUGUGUGACAGAGACAGCAAUAAGAUAGAGAAGAGUUAUAUAUUUAUAUUACGGUAAUUAAUUCAAUGUGUGUUUAUUAGUGUUGUACGUGAUGUUGAUAUUGUAAUGUUAGGUCGAUACGCACAAAUUUUAGUGUAGUGUUUAUUGUGUAUAUUUGAGUGUAGAUUUAAGGUCUCGUUCGCCCGUUUGUUGUAUAUAGUACUAGCUGGAACCAGCGGCUUCGCUCGCGUGGUACCAGACGAAAAUGUAACCCAUAUGUUAAUCCGGACUGUAAUCUAUCUCUGUAAAGAGGUUUUUGCAUGAAAAAGUAAUAAACAUCCAUAAAUUAUUAUAAACGUUUGCGUCUAUAAUAUUAGAAGGAUUAUACAUAACAGUAGCAUCUAAUUAAUUAGAGGUAUCCCAUAAAAUGGUUUAAUAAGUAUUAUAUGCGACAAAUGGAACAUUCGUAAAACAAAAACGUAGAGCGAUAAAGCUCUAAGUGCAAUAACACCGUGUCAAAGUAGAUAAUUUAUUGUUCAAAGUAUUAUUAAGUGGGCAUGAGCUUCUUUUGUCUUAACCAAUAUUGAAAUCAAUAGAUCUAAACACGCCGUGAGUGUUAUUGCGGCUAUUAAAUGUCCUCAAAGUAAGACGAAAUAUAUAUUCGACGUUCGAGAUUUUCUAUAACUUUCGUUGUUUUUAAUUCCAGUGCUACUAUUGUUAUUCUAUGUGUCGAUGAUAUGCGAUGCAAUAACUAUGCCACUAAAUGCAUUUGUAAUGUAUUAGAAUUUUCAGUGAAGUUUGUAGCGUAGUUUUACAUGUAUGUAUAUUCUAUGUCUAUUGUCUAGUCAUUAUUUUAGGUGUUUUAGACGUUGAAGUGCGAAAUUGAACUUUAUUACGCAUAUCCAUAUGAUUGAAUUGUGCAUUGAUAUAAUGUUUCAUUUUACAUUUGCUGUUUACAUUCAAUUUCUAUCAUAAUAUUGCCGUACAAGUUGCAAUGGUUACAAUAUCCGAAUAUUCUUUUAUAAAAAAUUAACUUAUAAAUUCGUUUUUCGUAUUUUUUGGAUGUGAUAAAAAUAUAAAUAGAUGAUAAUAAUAAUUAUUCCCUAUACAAGAAGUCUUGGUUCCAAUUAUAUUGAAAUGCGUAAGUAAGAUCUAUAUCUAUUGUUCUAUUGUAAUUUUUUAGAGAGCAUAAUAU